Xiphophorus maculatus (southern platyfish) is the source of this 537-nucleotide messenger RNA. Its product is annotated as cytochrome c oxidase copper chaperone. Gene Ontology annotation, biological process: mitochondrial respiratory chain complex IV assembly. The transcript has 4 exons. The record is from RefSeq and is a predicted model, not a curated record. Lineage: Eukaryota; Metazoa; Chordata; Actinopteri; Cyprinodontiformes; Poeciliidae. The coding region runs from base 95 to 301 and encodes 68 amino acids. Gene Ontology annotation, cellular component: mitochondrial intermembrane space. Gene Ontology annotation, molecular function: copper ion binding; copper chaperone activity.
CGUUAAACACGUGACCUUUCUCCCCGCAUGGUAGUUGCUGUUUGAAGGUGAAGUGUCCGCUAGCGCGAGUGCUGGGCUCUGCUACAACUCCAAGAUGUCGUCCCUUUCGGCUGCCAGCGUGGAGAUUCCUGCUGUGACUGGUGGCACGGAGGAGAAGAAGAAGCCUCUGAAGCCAUGCUGUGCUUGUCCAGAGACCAAAAAAGUCAGAGAUGCUUGCAUCAUCGAAAAGGGAGAGGAGAACUGCAGAGACCUGAUCGAGGCGCAUAAAGAUUGCAUGAGGUCGCUUGGAUUUAAGAUCUAACUCCAUUUUGUGCUUGUGUGUGUGUGUGAUGGUGCGAGUGGAAGACGACCCUGGAUAUUCAUUUCUUUUUUUUUUUCCACCUCCUUAUUUAUACCUCCUCUGGAAGGGAAAUGUGAUACAGAAGCACUCGAACUGAUGGAUUUAUGAGUGGAAUAUUUUUUUUAAACUCUGUAAAAUCUGCUGUGUGAAUAUCUUAAAGGCUGUGUGAUUAUGAAUAAAAGCCCUAUGCAACAAGA